Molecule: messenger RNA, 41279 nt
Organism: Lymnaea stagnalis (great pond snail)
Lineage: Eukaryota; Metazoa; Mollusca; Gastropoda; Lymnaeidae
Source: the annotation of a GenBank genome assembly
CAGUCACCUUGUACUGAAGGUCUUUUGUGCACAUGUGUCAGUUUAGUGGAAUGUGCUACUUAAUUCUACACACACGGAUACCUUCACCCGGAUAAAAGAUGCGUGGAUAUUUGAGGUCUUAUUGAUGUAAACAUUGUCGGUGGACUUGGAGUUUAGUGGUGAGUCCAUUGAAUUAUUAACAUGGAGUUAUUCCAACAAUACAUCAGUAACAAUGGCUAGAGGCAUGCUUCAUUAUAAUAUAAAAAUUUCAAAAAAUUUGGAAGAUUUAUGAAAUUAAUCUUUUGAUCACUUACAUAUUACAUCCCCAACUCUUCUUUUUAAAUAAUUGAGACACGUCGAUUCUAAAAUUAAUGUUUUGAAUUUAAAAGACAUAAAUUAGACAGAUUUGUUUCUGGAUCCUUUGAUCAUGUUACUGUUUGAACCGUGAUUAGUUUGAUUAAACUCAUAUAAUAUCAACGAAAGAGUAAAACUGAUCAGAAACUAUUUCUUCAGAUAUUCUGUCAACUUACAUUAUUUACACAAAUAAAGAUAUGCAGUGACAAAUAUGGUGGUCUUUGAGUAAUAUGAUCACUAGUACCGGUAGGACUACACGGCAAGGUCUUUUCUAGGCAUCCCGACUAAGAAGCUAAAGAGCAAGGCCUUUUCUAAGUAUCACGACGAAUUCAGCCAUAAGCCUGACAAAGGGUCUCUGAUACUCUGAUGCAGAACAAGAAGCCAUUCACUUGGAUCUGAUUCCGUCAAGUGCAUCAUACAAUUAAACCAGGAUUUGACGAGGUCGUGUUAAGCCUGAUGGUGGGGUGGGAGGAGGGGGCUUUGAUACUUGUCCCAUCUGUAAACCCAGUGGUGUAGCAAGUGCCGGCCAGGGUGGACCAAGAUUUUUUGCCGCUCUGCUUUAACGGGGGAAAAGAAUGCGUUUGGGCAAAAUGCCGCCCCCUUAACAUAAAUACAAGAUGUACCACCCGGGGUAGAUACCCCUCCACUACCUCCUUCCUACGCACCUCAAUACACCGACGUGGCCAAGAUUACAAGUAACUUGUAGGAGUGUGGCCCUUCAGUGAACAGCCAAACAGAGCGCGGACAGCCGGCCAGAUUAUAAGCAGACUGUAUAAGCGUGUCCAUUCGGUGAACAGCCAAACAGAGCGCGGACAGCCGGCCAGAUUAUAAGCAGACUGUAUGAGCGUGGCCCUUCAGUGAACAACGAAAAAGAGCAGGGACAGACAGAGACCGAGUUGGUCCGACGACAAGAGUAUGGAUAAGGGACAGACAGAGACCGAGUUGGUCCGACGAGUAUAGAUAAACCUACCACUACUUUAGUACGGGUAGUAAAAUAUGUUCAGGGGAACAUUUCAAGACAAAAUGUAAAUGGUUUGUGAAGUGGGCUGACAGCACGAUUACAAGGGGUGUAACCACAUAUACAAUUAUUUUUCUGUCAUUAUUAAUGCUACAUCAUAAAAUGUUAAAUUGUUGAUAAUUCGCAGAUUAACUUUUAGAGUUUUAUAUUACAUGGUGAAAGAAAUAAGAGCAUUCCAAUUUUUAAUUUUCCUACUGGAGACGUGACUAACAAAAAUAAACUCAAAUUUUGAAUUAUUUGUAUACUUCCUAAGUGUGUAUAUGUAUAAUAUCUUUUAAAACUAUACACCUCCUCUACACAAAUUUUUUUCCCAUCAUCUCCGUAAAUUUACGGAUAGUGCCUAAAAAUUGAAAUAAAAUUACUUUCCUUAAAUGUCCGUAAGAACUUAAGGUGUCUUUAAUAAAAAAAAAUUAUUUCAAAAUUUCAAGCGAAAAAAAAGGUAUCUGCGUCCUGUUAUAUUUACUAUCUUCCUUGAAACUUGUGGGGAAAAACCAAGCACUGAUAAGAAUUCUAUUUAUGAUAAGAAUUCUAUUUGUGUCAGUACGGGUACAUACACAAUAAAAUAAAGCCAUAAACAGGCUCAAACAUGAAUCAUGCAGACAUAAUCAUAAAAAAACAUGGAGGUAAUACCAUUUGAUUAUUUAUUAAAGCUUUUGUAAGUUUUUUUUUUAAAAAUUGUGCCUGUAUUAAAAAGGCGCUUUUCACCUGAAAAAUGCGCAGGUUUCAGAAUAUUCCUCCAUAAAUUGUAAUUUCUUAUUUUGCAACCCUGAUCCUCCAUCUUACAACUAGUUGUAACGAGUUUUUUUUUUUAUACCAUACGCAUGUAUUUAUAGAUGUUUCUUCUUACUUAGAUAUAUCCCUGCAAUUCUAAUGAAACUAUGUGCAUCUAUGAGACGUCUCAAUGCCAGAACAGAAUUUUUCAAAUAAUUGGGCGGGGGAAAGGGGGUAUCUUAUGUGCGGCCGGCGUAUCGGCCCAGGCCUCAAAUUUUUUUCCAGGUAGGCUAAGAAUUAUUCCUGAGAUAAAUCGGCUAAGAAUUAUUCCUGAGAUAAAUCGUAAAUAAGCAAACCUUGACUUACAGCCUUCCAGUCACUAUUAAUAGAUUUUUAUUAGCUCAGUUAUAUUUAAUAUCGCAUUCCACACCUGUAUAAUUCUAAUGAUCAAAAUAUGUGCGAGAUCAUCGAACAACGGAUGUUACAAAAAUAUUUAAUUUUGAAAAUAAUGGAUGAAACCAGGAAUAUAAGACCGGCGGGGAAAACUUUGUCGAACCGGGACGAUCCAAAACAAACUGGGACAAACGGGAUCAAACCGGGAAGUAUGGUAAGCCUAUUACCCGGUACUGUGUUGAAUCCACACACUUGCAUAUUGCAGAGGAAUAAAAAAAAACACUUGUUCAGCCGAUGAUGACAGCUGACAUGCUCAACGAGCUAUUUUCUACAUUGUCUUAUUCUUACAAUAUCCAUCAGUGAGGUGACUGCAUAAUUUAACGAAAAUAAUGAGUUUCUUGCAUAGGUAAAACUUUUUUUUUUAUAUUUAGUAAUGACAAAAUAAUGUUAUACCGUUUAUACUUAAAGCUAAGCAGUCAGUCGCCUUUUUCAAAUUUCUGAGCUUCAAAAGAACGUUCUAACCUUGGCUUCUAAAUAAGAUCUAAUCAUUUCAAUGUCAGUCUCAACAUAUAUUUCGCUUCGGUAGAAAUAUUUUUUUAACAAGCCAGACCAUGCCAGAUUUCCGUCUGUUAACCCGUAGAAGCACAGUGUUUAUAUUGCUGAUCGAUUUCGAAAAUCAAGCAGCAAAUUAGUUUUGCCGAGAAAUAAACUUUUUUUUUUCCCACCCACAUGUGUGUUUGUUUGUUUGUUUGACCAGCACAGAGUCCAUGCACAAUCAUUCCUACCCAAGUGUCCGUAUGUUCGCCAAACACUGAGUCCAUUCACAAUCAUUCCUACCCAAGUGUCCGUAUGUUCGCCAAACACUGAGUCCAUGCACAAUCAUUCCUACCCAAGUGUCCGUAUGUUCGCCAAACACUGAGUCCAUGCACAAUCAUUCCUACCCAAGUGUCCGUAUGUUCGCCAAACACUGAGUCCAUGCACAAUCAUUCCUACUCAAGUGUUCGUAUGUUCGCCAAACACUGAGUCCAUGCACAAUCAUUCCUACUCAAGUGUCCGUAUGUUCGCCAAACACUGAGUCCAUGCACAAUCAUUCCUACCCAAGUGUCCGUAUGUUCGCCAAACACUGAGUCCAUGCACAAUCAUUCCUACCCAAGUGUCCGUAUGUUCGCCAAACAAGUGUCCGUAUGUUCGCCAAACACUGAGUCCAUGCACAAUCAUUCCUACCCAAGUGUCCGUAUGUUCGCCAAACACUGAGUCCAUGCACAAUCAUUCCUACCCAAGUGUCCGUAUGUUCGCCAAACACUGAGUCCAUGCACAAUCAUUCCUACUCAAGUGUUCGUAUGUUCGCCAAACACUGAGUCCAUGCACAAUCAUUCCUACUCAAGUGUCCGUAUGUUCGCCAAACACUGAGUCCAUGCACAAUCAUUCCUACCCAAGUGUCCGUAUGUUCGCCAAACACUGAGUCCAUGCACAAUCAUUCCUACUCAAGUGUUCGUAUGUUCGCCAAACACUGAGUCCAUGCACAAUCAUUCCUACUCAAGUGUCCGUAUGUUCGCCAAACACUGAGUCCAUGCACAAUCAUUCCUACCCAAGUGUCCGUAUGUUCGCCAAACACUGAGUCCAUCCAUCAAACGAAAAAAAACUUUACUCAACCUUUUAUAACCGACUCUUUUUUUAGGAGAGAAAAAAAAACAAAUUUAAAAACAACCCGUUUGAAUAAUCCAGCAACCCUUGAAACUAAAGUUGUUCGUGUCAAUCUUGUGUAUGCACUUUUUAUACGUUUAUUUCAUAUGAAUAUUUUAAAGACCCAUCCGCUUUGAUACCGCUGAUUUAUUUCACCAACUAAUUCACAGACACACAAAAAAGAAAAGAACAUAUUACUCACCAAACGCUCUUAUGACAUUAUUUUUUCUUUAAUAAUCUCAUUUAGCACAAGAGUGGACACAAGUAUUUCAGUAAAUCAUAAGCGUCACGUUUCCUUAAUCUUUCCCUGGAAAAGUUGGGAAAAAAAUGAAACUUGUGUGCCGAUUUUCAGCUCGAUAGGUUGUCGGGAAGUGGGUCAAUUAGCCAUCCGGGGAUUUUUUUUAACACCUAACCAGAAACACAAGAACAAAACUGUAUUUAAUAUAAAGGAUUUAUUAAAUUUAAAUAUUCCAAAUAUCAUUACCUUAACUUAGAACACAUUUUCUUUUUUUUUUAAAUAGAUAAAUGAACACACUGUUAAAAAAUCUCAUUUCGAAAAUACUUCCGUUCAAAAAUAUUUACCUUCGAACAAAUUUCCUUUCGAACAUAUUUCUAACGAGUUAAAUCGUAAAAAUUUACGCAUGUGGACAAAAUGACUAUGGAACGAUAUCCCGAUUCUGAAUCAUUUGACAGCUGACUGGUGCCGUCACAUAACUCCACUAUUUUGAUUUUUUUUUUGUUAUGAAAUAUGAAAAUGAAUGUUUUCGACACGUGCCUGGCAAAUAUUUUAUAAGGUGCUGUAACGUCAAGUAAGAAUAAUAAUAAUAAUAAUAAAGUUCAUUUCAAAAACACGCUUCAUCCCCAAAGGCUACAAAGUCAAAAAAAACAACAAAUCUAUAGUUUACCACAUUUAAAACAAACGCAACACGACAAAAACUAAGUACAAGCCUACAAUGGCAAAGUCUUUCUAGCCAUUUCAACCAUAAGCAACACAGCCAUUAUGCAUUAACUGGAAAAUAAUGUUGACAAUCAUCCCAGAAGGUGUUUGCGAAAUAGAUGUGUCUUUAAAUCUGUGCUGGUCAAACAAACAAACAAAGAAUAUCUGAUAAAGUCUCUUUGAAAAUUUUUAGGAGACAGGCAGCUGGAAGUACGUUAAGAUCAGUCAAUACGGAUUUUUUCAAAUGAUUGUUUAACACGGUUUGAAAAUUAGCUUCUGUUGUUUAUUUGCAGUAAAUACAAUUGAUGGUCACCUGGAAUCAAUAGACACGUACAAGUCCUUGAGAGCAGUUCUGAAAUAUAGAAAGAGAAACCCAUGCCGACACUACAGAUUUACGAUGACCUGCCUAUGUCUACAAUUAUUCUGUGUCUUCGCAUUCACACUAAAUUUGUGUACAGCGUUCCUAACAGUAAACAAAAGUAAGUAUUCGAAUUAGGCAACAAUUCAAGGGCAUUUAUUUAUGAAACAACAUAUAGUUUCAUAAGUGUCUUGUCAAAUUAGCCACAAACAUGUCUGGUCCAUACGGCUACAUACAUGUCUGGUCAAUACAGUUAUAUACAUGUCUGAUCCGUGAAGGAAUCCAGCAGUGACAGAUUAAGGCGUACGAUAUUAAAAUAUAACCAGUCAAAUGGCGACCUAUGAGACCAAAAUUUAGCCAAUCAAAUAACAAUUUAUGAUACCCAAAUGUAUCCAAUCCAGCAGCGACUUAUGAGACCAAUAUGUAACCAAUCAAGGGCAACUUAUUAGACCAAAAUGUAUCCACACAAUGAGUGACAUAUGAGAAUAUCCUUACAUCAAAUAAGCAUAAAAAUAGACAGUAUUAACAACUAGCUUUCACUUAUCUUAACAGGCUGUACUGUUGUCGGCGAUGGUAAUGGAGCAUCUGAAACGGGUACAUGUUUCCAUGUCAGCAAUGAGACCUUGACCUGGCAAGACGCUCACAGGUUCUGUCAUUUAAACCAAGGAUACCUUAUGAACUCUGUGCACGAAUUGAGUUCCUAUUUUGACCCAAGUGUUCUGAAAUUAGACGGUGAGUACUACAUGUUCGCAUUAUUGUUUUCCUAUCUUUUAGAUUUAUUUAUUGUACCCUUUUAAUGUGAAAACAAGAAAAAUUAGAUUAGGGCAGUUUAAGCCCCAUGACCGAACAAUUAUUUUCUUUGCUAUAUUAAAAAUCAUCCAUCCGAAUUGUCACAUCUUAGGUGUCAAUAUUUUUAUUGAAAUAGUUGAAAGGUAAUGAAAGCGAGACAAGCAACAUCCAUCCAUCCCUCGACAAACGGUUGAAAAGCUGAGACCAGACCAUAGAAUUAAAUAGAGUUCAAUACAAGAUGUGGCCUCUGACAUUUAGGAUAAACGCCAAUUACCAGACACAAAGACCACUUGCAAACUAGUUCAUAAGUCACGUUAUAUCAUAAUCUUAGACGAACAGAACAAUGUAUCAAAGCUUUUUUUUUUACAACCCUUAACAUUUUUCCUUUUUAAACAAUUUAGAUAAAAACAAAUUACAUUACUAAACAUUCACUCUCAUCCCUCGAAACUCACACAAAAUCGUUAAAUUGAAUUUUUAAAAACAAUGUUUAACACUUUUUCAAAUAGUGUUCUUUUCUUUUCUUUCUUUUAAAUUUCUUUUUGUUUCAAAUUACACAAGAUCUGACAGGGUCGCCCAACCAUAAAGGGGGAACAAUCUCUUACACAAACACGAAUGGCCUUGACCAGCCACAACACCGUGAAACUAGUGUCUCCUGCUGAUGGGGGAGAUAACGGUCAGAUCAAACAUGGUGUAUCGCUUCCAGGGGUGUUACGUUAUCAAUCCUAUUAUAAUCGAAUCCGCCCAUCACCUACCGGUAAAAAGUAUGUGCGUGUAUAGGGGGGGGGGGAGUGGUGUGACAUUGUUAGGCUUAAAAGAGAAAGCAAGAACGUAAUCAACAUUAUGUAUUUUUGUCUUUUUCAUUAGUAAUAUUUCCAUAAGCAUUCUCUUAAAAUAACAUAAUAUGUUUCCUUUCCCUUGCUGGUAAGAAGUGGUUAGGGAUUCAAUUCUGGCCAAUUUGAAAUGGACUCCUCGGAUUAGAGGAUUAGAACUACCCACUCUUUGUCACCACUUUUCCUUUGCACGUUGUUUAAAGCAGCGUUUCCCAAACUCUUAAGUCUGAGGUACAGGUGUUCACGUUUUGAAAUGACACCGGCAACAAGGACCGGUGUCUGAUUUUUAAAUUGUAUCCACUUUUUUUUAUCUCACCGUAAUUUAUCAUGUGCGGUGGACCGGCAACUUAAGGCUCGCGUGUCCUUCCUAUCAGAUGACAGUGGAAUCACUCCAACGAACAGGGGACAAACAGAUGUGGUUUACAUAACUUAUAGGAUCCUAUUUUUAAAGGAAGAAGAAUAUGGAGCCUUAAUUUAUUCUUGUAAAACCCAAUCUCCUAGACCAGCUAUCAGGACACACAAAUUUUGUGUUUACAUACAUUUAUAUUAAUUAUUUUUAUCACUGUAGGCUCUAUUGACUCUAAAUAUUACUUCAUGUAAUUCUUGCAAUAAUUGUGUGUUAUUUCAAUUAAAAAUUCGUUCAAAGCACACAUUUAAAAAUACCAAGUACUAGCGGCUAUCAAUCAUCGUGUGUGCUAUAAAAAUUGAUUUUGUUGUUGUUGUUGUCUUUAAAGAAAAAGGAAUAACGUCCCUUUGGUCUGGACAACAUGUCAAAAAUCAACGUCUGCUGGCUGACAACUUCCCAACUGUACAACGGUGAGUAAACUUUGUGAAAUAUCGAGUGAUAUUUAUGUCACUUUCUAAAAUUAUUAAUAGAUUUCUUGAACUUGUAUUUCUAGUGCAGCAUAUUUCAUAAGUUUUUUUAUUGGCACUGGAUGAUUCCACUGUAGAAAUUUUCGCACUGUUUCAGUAUCGGAACCUUCACCAAUUUUACACUGAACACCAUCCCAGGCAGUUCUCUCUGUGUGCUGCAAGUCUAUAACGGAGCAAGCAAAGUAAGGUGAGUCUAAUUAGUAUACACGGUAACGGAUUCUGGCUGUUAGAGAGUGUGGACGAUGUUCGUGGUCGUGUGAUGAUGUCAGUGGUUCUACCUUCAUCAACAUCAUCAGUGGCGCUACAGCCCAUGUAGGGACCUGGCCUGCUCCACAACAUCCUUCCGAUUGGAUCGAUCCAGGCUCUAACCCCUAGUUGGUGUAAAUCCUUCACUACAUUCUUCGAUCCAUCUAAGCCUUUGGUGACUGGUGAGUCAUCUGCCCCUAGGCUUCUGCGUGUAUAUCGCUUUAGCUGCUGUACAAACUGGCAACCUUUUACUAUGACCUGCUCAGCGCAGUCUGUCUUUUUAUUGUGAGCGGUUCUGGGAAGUUUUUAACGGUCCUGGGACGUUGUUAGUGAUCCCAUUGACCUCAGUGGCUUCUUAGAGUCUCAGAGGUUGACAAAACUUAAAAGCAUCGAAAUCCUUCAUUGGCCAACUGUAACUUAAGGGGGCUAUAUAUACAAUAAUUAUAGGUAUGGAGAAGUGUCCGGUUAGAAACAUUACAUAUAAGUCUCUUAAUUACAACUACCAUCUAAUUGUGCGUUUAAAUUCUUUAUUGAGUAUUUAUACAUACAUUGGUUAUUAAUAAACAUUUGUGUUUUUCCGACACCAGGCUAACUAAGAGACAAGCACAGAUCGUGAUCAACGGAACACAGUGGGAAGCCUCUUACACCAAGAUGCUCGCCCCGUGUGACGAGAAACACUUCUUUGUGUGUAUGUUCCAAGUCAAGUUCGACUUCACUAAGGGUUACAUCCUAAGUAUGUCAUGCAGUUGUAGAAAUUCUGUGUUGUUUUUUAAACUAAAAACCAUUCACAUAAAUAAGAAUGAGCUACGCUGACCGUAACGCCAAAGAACCGAAAAGAUUUAAAUACGUUCGGAUUCGUACAAACUGUAAGAGUUAUUGUCAAAUAUUUUACAGAAAUCGAAUACAUUUAAAUGCGCAAAAAUAUUGAUAUCCGCUUUUCUUUUAGGGAAAAAUUUUAAGUAUUAUUUUUAUAAAUUAUAAAUACAUUUAAAGUAACGACUAAGGAACAAUUUUAGCAUUUUAUGUGUGUUUGAAAGUUAUGAAAAAUAAUUAAAUGAAAAAAGUAUAAUCAAAGAAUCACACCGUAAUCCCAUUUCAUGGGAAAUCCAAACGUCAGUUGUUGUUUUUUUUUUUUUUUGUGUGCGUUUUUAAGUGCAUUUUAAAUAUUAUGAAAUACAAUUGAAAUUAAUUUGUGCUAAAUAAUCACGCAAAUGACGUCAUAGCGCCAAUCACUUAUUUUAGCACAAAUUUUAGGUUUCUUUGAUUUAAUUUAACAACACGUUACAAAACUGAUAAUGCAUUUUCCCCAUUUAAUUUCAUAAAUAUAAUUGAAGGCUUUUUUUAAUUGUUAAUAAAACUCACACAAAUGUAAGCUUUGUAUUUUUAACAUGAAAUAAGUUUUUUUUUUACAUUUUUAAUUCCAAAAAUAUACCUUUAAUAAUUUUAUAACGCAACAAAAACUUAACCUUUCAAUAUACAUCUAAUAAGAAACUGCCGUUUAAGUAAAUCAGUGCAGCGAAACUCCAUAGCCAAAUAGCAUUCACUAAUCAGCUUGUAACUAAUCCAAAUAAGAACAAACCAUAUGAAGGGCAAAAUAUGUUAAUUUAGAUAUGGAAGGGACUACAAUCCGGUGGAAGAUUUUGUUAAUUGUAUUUAUAUCUAGGGAGGGGGGAUUGUUCAUUUUGCCCCAGGCAGUACAAGAUACUUCUCAAAAUCAAGGAAUGAAUUUGAUAAAUAAUUUACCUGCUUGGGUACUCAAAUAUCGGGGUUAGAAAAUAGUAUGUCUUCAUUUCUUCAUUUUUACGUGGAUGACACAUAUUUAAAUGCUAUGAUAUUACAUUUGUGAAAAAAAAAUGGAUAAGUCCAUUUUGCCCAAGGCAGCACAAGAUAAUCUCAAAUUAAAGAAAUGAAUUUGAAAAAAAAAUAUCUUCUGGGGUACAUAUAUAUCGGAGGUAGGAAAUAGGAUGUGUACAAUUUUACAUGGAUGACAAUAUAUUUGGAUUCUAUGGAUUUCAGUUGUGAAAAAAGAUAUGUUACAUUCUCUCUUUACAAAUAAACAUAUGUUUACCAAAUAAGAAAAUUAAUGGCGUUUUUUUUUUUAAAUGAUUGUAGAUUUAUAUAAGUAAACCCAUGAAUAUCGAAACCCAAUCAUUUUACACACUUGAAAAAUUAAUUUUGAAAAAUGUUGCUGGGGUUCUAUGUUCUUUCAAAAAUAAUGAAAAUUAAUUUUUGUUUUUACUUUGGGAAAGUAAAGUGGGUGUGCAUUUUUAUGAGAUUUACAUUUUUUUUAAAGCCUUCAGGUCUGUUGUAGACGUGAAAAACAAUUGCGUUAUUCUUCUUUUGGAUAAAAGAAUUGUUUAUUUUAUGAUUUUCUGAUAAGUUAUAAUUAUAAAAACAAGUCUAAUUGUUGUUUUUUUGGAGAAGAAGAUAUCAAUAUAUAAAAUUCCUUUUAUAUAAUAUAUAUUUAUAUGAUGUAUAGAAAUUUUGUUGUAAAUUUAAGAUUAUAUUUUCACAAUUUUUAGUUUAAAAAAAGUUGUAAUUCAAGGGCAGGAAAAAGGGUAAAUCUGAAGUAGUUCUCAAGCGCAGAAAUCAUUUCUAAAUUAAUUUCUUUAGUGACAAAAGUGAUAUAAUUAGUGAUAAUUUAAAUUGGGUAAUUUAAGAUCAUGUUAAAAGGGUUGAGGGGGGGGGGUUGUUUAGGGGCGUGAACGGGAGUAGGGUAGGCGUAUAAUAUAUAGCAGAUAAUCACUUCUCAAACCUUAAUGAAGUUAGAAACGUAAAUAUCAUUACAUAGAUACUUUUUUUCAAGUUAGGAAUUUUGAUGAGCUUUUGCAAUAGCAGGUGGAAAUUAUCGCAAAAGGAAUUACCAUCAUUAUCCCAAUAACAUCGAGACGUAUAUUCCAGUGUUAAAUAGUUUUGGACCUAAAAUUAAUAUUUAUUGUGGGUACAUGGAGAAAGCGUCUUUUUUUUUGGGGGGGGGGGGAGGCGGGCAUUCUUUCCAAAACAUAUUGUGAUGCUUAUUGGGGUAAAUUAAUUGUGGGUACAUGGAGAAAGCGUCUUUUUUUUUGGGGGGGGGGGAGGCGGGCAUUCUUUCCAAAACAUAUUGUGAUGCUUAUUGGGGUAAAUUACAUAUAAUUUUUAUUUGUUUUUAUUUAAAAACUUUGUUGCUAUAAUGAGGCGUUCAAUUUUUUUAUCAUUACUCGAAAACGCGUGUAUUUUGCGUGUUUUUUUUUCUACCUUUUAUCAAAAGAGAUGGCGGUGGUAAGCGAGAAGGUGAUACGUUGUGGGUUAGAAAUUACAUGGAAAAAAUAUGCGGAAAGUUGCUUUUGGUGCAGGGCAAUGGGAGGUUUGAAGAAUGUAAAUUAAAGUACGAGAAGGGUAAGAGAAUUGGAGAAGCAAAGGGUCAAAGUGUAGGCUGGCAAUUGUGGUCGAAGAGAAAGUUGGGAAGUUAAUUACAGAUAAAUUUGACCCCAAAACAAAAAGGUAUAUGAUAAGAAUGAAAAGGGGAUAUGUUAGGGUGAAAAAGGAGAUGAAUCGUUUGAUUAGGAGUGCAAGAAAAAAAAGAUGUUUUAGGUAAAGGGUAGUUUUUAGGAACGUGUGGAGUUUGGGUUCCGAUUGAAUGGAUUAAUGUUAAUAAGUGAUGGCAUCGCAGGGAAUAAAGGUAGGGCAAGGAUGAAAUAGUUAUGUAAGUUUAAUAAUGACAAGGGAGGAAAAAAGAAGAAGCUGGUGUACUUUUACUCAGUCUAUUCGAAGAGUUGUUGAUUGGAAUACGACCUUUCAUCUCAGUUUCUCGAUGGUAAGUUGUGACGAACAUAACAAAAACCCGUACCCGAGAUUCCCCCACAUUAGCUCUAGUCCCAAAGACACCGAGUACCUGUUUACAUCGCCCUCCAGCUUGAAGUAUUACGGCCCUGCGUUACAGAGGUGUGUGGCUAGAGCUUGUUGCCACAGUGCGGGCCGGGACAAUUAAAUGAAUGAAAUCGUGAAACGAGGUAUGUGGAAGCUUGAAAUAAGGUAACAGGACAAAAAACAAGGACGUUUCGGCAUAAAGCCUUCCUCAGCCAACAAUAGAAAUGAAAAUAUAACAAAGAAAAGAACACAGUAGACAACUCAAUUAGGAGCGAUGAAAUUCGGCCCUUUCAAAAAUAUUAUAUAAUCUUAGUACAACAAAUAAUGAGGGAUUUUGUGUUUUAUUCGCAGAUCAAGGCAGUACUGCUACGAUUCGAAUCUACAAUUUACCAGUAGAUUUUUACACCAGUGUUGAAAACGUUACAUUUAAUGAAAUAGAUGCAAGCUGCAAAAGGACACUUGAAGGUGGAACACCUUUCAGGUAAAGAGAGUGGAGUAGGAUACUUAACGUCUUCUAGAGAGCAGUAACUAAGUUUUAUUCUAGGGCGUGGUCGUCCAGUAACUCAGGUCCCUUCUGCCAAAUUUCCAUACAUGAGCAUCUUUGAGAUACGGCCUUCUUCCAUUCUUCUUAAACGGCCUAACUAGCGAAGGCGCCGUUUGCUAAGUGCGUAGAAUAUGUUUAAAUAUUUCUGUUCGUUUGAGGACCUAUGUGUCAAGCCUAUUGUCCUGCCAUUGGAUGCGUAGAAUGCUACGCAGAAAUCUUUGAUGGAAGGAAGCUGUUGAAUUUCCGCUCAUGACUGGUAUAUGUGGUCUACAUUUCACUGCCCUUUGGAGAGUACUAAUCAUAAAAGCCUGGUGGACACUUAGAUUUGUUUUAUUAGUUAGAUUGGGAUUUAUUCCCCACACACUCAUUCAAUUUAGCCAUAGUUGCUGCUGCUUUUGUGAUCAUGAUUUUUAUAUCUUCAUCAACGGAGAGAGAACUAGAAAUAUGGGAUCCAAGGUAUGUAAAACGUUCAAAAACCGACAGAGUGUGGCCCUUAAAAGAUAUGAUUGUAGGGGAAGGUGCUUCUUGCAUCCUGUCAUGUGUUUUCUAUAGACUUAUUGACAGUCAUAACUCUUUACAAGCAUGUGAUUGACGAUUAACUAGCCACUAAGACCUUUUUCUUUGUGAGAUGUUAAGGCGACAUCGUCAGUGGGCAGCAGUUCACGAAUUUGUACCAUUUUUCCCUUGGUCUUUGCACGAAGGAGGGAGAUAUUGAACAGCCUAUCAUCAGAUCUGGUAUGGACGUACAAUCCAUCUUCACAGGCCCUGAACGCAAAUUGAAUGAGAAUUGAGAAGGAAAUGCGGAAGAGCGUUGUUGCCAGCGUGCAGCCUUGUUUUACUCAGUUGCUGACUGGGAAUGCCUCAGAGACGGCGCCAUUGAAGGUUACUUUGGUGUGCACGUUUUUGUGAAUAGACCAUAUGAUUUUGACCAGUCGUGAAGGACAACCUAUUCUUUGCAAGAUACUCGACAGGCCUAUCCGAUUUACCAAGUGGAAAGCACCUUUUCAUAUCCAUGAAAGCAAUAUAAAGAGGCGUAUGCUGUUCACCACACUUCUCCUGCAUUUGGCGUAAGGACAAUAACAUGUAUUUAGUUAAACACCCACUCCGGAAGCCACACUUGGGGUAGAUGCUGUUAACCCGACUCUGCAUUCGUUUAACGUCAACACGAGCAAACGUCUUUCAACUACGUCAAGAAAAGAAAUUUUAGGUAGCCUAGCAAUCAUUUCGGUCCCCUUUAUUUUUGUAAAAUGUUACGAAUGUGACCUGUUUCCAACACAGACAGAGGAGCUCAUGUAAGGGCUGAAGUAGCAUAGUUUUUCCAUUUUUGAGGACUUCCGGUGGAAUGCCAUCAAUCCCUGGUACUUCCCAUCAGCAAAGUAAUCAAUUACUUUCUCGAGCUCCUGCAAAGUUGGCUCUUCAUCUAGAUCUUCCAUUAUUGAAAACACGGGAAUAUUAUUCAGAUUAGUCUAAAAAUGACUAAAUUUAUUGAGUAUCGUUCAGACAAUUUUUUUUUGCAGUUCGGAGAGCCUAUAGUGUACGAGCACAUGAUGCAUCCCUAGAGGCAAGCAGGGCUCUUCUCUUCCUUUCGGUUACGGUUUCCAUCACAUUCAAAUAGGCCUCGUACCAUUCAUUAUUUUUAAUGCUCCAUUUUACCGUAGGCGGACAUGGCUGAAUAGUGCACAUCAUCUCGUAAACAAGUCCACUUAGAGUCAAUAGUGCCAUCGGGUGACCCUUUAGCAAGAGUAUUGUGCAAUACUUUUGGGAAUUUCUGCUUUUUUCUGGGUUUGUUGAGCAGUACGUGUUAAUUCGUGGACGUCACUUAUUGUUUGCAUUAUGCAAUUUGUUUGGGCAUUAGCCGUAUCUUGCUUGCUGCGAGAGAAUGGUCCAUGCCACAGUCGGCACUAUGGUACCUGCGGGUAAAAAGUUCACUGGCUAGCUCCACGCACCUAGUUAUGAUAGGGUCUAGCUGGUUCCAGUGGCGGGAACGUGAGUGUCGCUACGACACGUUCUGGAUUUUUUGUGCACUUGAAGAAGGUGUUGGAAACACAGAGACCAUGGGAGCAGCACAACUCCAGCAGACGUUGUCCGUAAUCAUUGUCCUACCUAAUCAGUGAUAACCAAGACAUGAAUUCCAGACUUCCUACUCAGCUCUAACCCUAUCAUGUAAGUCUCCCAGAAUGUAUAAUGCAUCGGUAUAGGGAAAACAUGAUAACUAUUUGUCCAGGGCCUCAUAGAACAGAUAUUUCUCUCCUGGAGUCGAAUGAAGAGUGAGAGCAUACACAUUGAAUACGUUGGUCUUGCCUGCAGAUCAUGACAUCCGCAGAAUCCUCUACGAUCCCAAGGCUGGAGGUUCAAUACCAAAAAUGCGGUUUUUUUACGGCAAAUCCAACGCCACGUCGGCUAGCUUCAUCUGCGGGUUCCAUCUGCAAGUAAAACGUGUAGCUUGCUUCUUUUACUGUACCAGUGUCUGGUAGUCGGGUCUCUUGAAGGCAGGCAAUGUCAAUGUUUAGUCUGGCGAGUUCCUUGUCAAUUGCGGCAGUCUUCCUUGCAUUGCUAAUCUGUUGAAGGUCAAAUCCAGGACGCAGGGUUCUUACAUUCCAUGUUGCGAAGCGAAGUGGUCAAGUUUUCCUUCUGUAUACUUUCUUUUCCUCACAGAAAAACUCUGACCCCCAUCCCCCCGUGAAGUGACGUCACCAGUGCAGCUAUUUAGCCUGUGUAGUGUUUUAUGGAGACCAGCUGUUGCCCAAUGCAGCAGAUCCCCACGCUCCACGCAGCCAGUGGAUCCAAGCGAAUGACAAUUUGUCAAUACAACUUGACACUAACUGCGUCGCAGGAGUGUCCGAAAUGACAUUGGUAUUGGCGUCAGAUCGAAUUCGGUACACCAUCUCCGGAUUUUACAGUUUGGGUUUACUCCCUUAUUCUUACCUUAGCUUCCCGCAGUGAAUUUGUGUAUUUAACACAUUAUGUAUUCAUCACUUUCCCGUUUGUGAAAAAUGUCCGUAUUCAUAAAAUUGCGUGUCAUCCAUCUUGUUGUGAACCUGAAGCAUAUAUCCUUUAUUAAAGAGUUGUUUCAUGGCAGCCGUUUUGCCCUCAAUCUCAAGCAGGGACUAACAUCAUUUCCCCUUCGAUGGUAACAAUCAGUCCUUAAAGUGAUGAAUGGUGUGAAAGAUGUUUGUAAAUAAAUGCACCCCAAACUUCAACACCUUCAAUCUUCCUAGAAAAAGAAAUAUCAACAGUUGGACGAAAAUGAUGUCACUGAAAUUUAAAGGAAAUAUUAGCGGCCACCUCCGAAGACCCCUUCCUACAUCCUUCUAUAAAAAGCCAAGUCAUACCUCGGAAAUAUGACCAGGGAUUCUAUGAAAAAAUAUACAGGAACUCAUCCUCUUAAACAAGCGAAUGAAACACAUUCUCUGGAUGCGUUUCAUAGGAGCUUAACUCACUUGACGGCACAAAAGGGUGAGAAAUAGCAAUAUCGCUAUUGCGAUUAAGAGACGGACGGAUGACUCUUCUAACCGUUGUCCUAAUAUGGAGAGAUCUGAGAGUUGUUGCAUGGAAUAAGGAUGUCAGAAUCGAAAAAAACUCGGCUGCUCAAACAACUAUUUAUUUUGACGUAUAAUUUAUCGAUAAUUCGUAAAGAUAGGCAAUUUUCCGAAAAAAUGUCCCUUAUUCUUAUAAGUUUUUAGUUAUCGGCGUAAAUAUUCAGUUGUAUAAACAUUCGACUGAGUGACACAUAUAGAUUUUUCAAUCAAACAUAUCAACAUUUAGCAUUCUAAAGGUGUCUUCUAUUAAAUGAGAUGAUCACGUGAUCAAAUCAAAACCCCAACACUGCCAAUAAGCUUAUAAUUCAUGUAUUUUCAAUUAAAAGGGUGAUCUCUGACAUUGAAAGAAAAAUGCUCAUAUCAUAUUGGAACGCGUCCCUCUAUCUUGGCUACAUCAACGACACAACAGAACUCUUUUGGCUCGACGCUGGAGAGUACCACGGCUGUAGCGCUGUGGCCGUUGCCUCUUUUAAUUUCGUAAGACAUUAUUCUAAACAUUUUAAGAUCUGUCUCAUUUUCAAAUGACUUAAUAUUACGUAAUGUUCUUAGACCUAAUUAUCUAUCGUAAAUAUGCGCAAAUCAGGGCACCUUUAUUUUACGGAGACUCAUUGAUUUUGUUUUCAUCAAAUUACAAAACUAGACAUCAUAUUUACAAUCAAAUCUUUCUUGCACUCUUGAUAUUCAGUUAUCUAGGUCUCAUAAUCAAUUUUGAACGGAUCCAUAGCAAAAUGGGAUAGAAUACAUUUUGAAAACUUAUCUUAAACUAAGUGUGAUAAAAUACACUUUGAUAACUUAUCUUAAACUAAGUGUGAUAAAAUACACUUUGAUAACUUAUCUUAAACUAAGUGUGAUAAAAUACACUUUGAUAACUUAUCUUAAACUAAGUGUGAUAAAAUACACUUUGAUAACUUAUCUUAAACUAAGUGUGAUAAAAUACACUUUGAUAACUUAUCUUAAACUAAGUGUGAUAAAAUACACUUUGAUAACUUAUCUUAAACUAAGUGUGAUAAAAUACACUUUGAUAACUUAUCUUAAACUAAGUGUGAUAAAAUACACUUUGAUAACUUAUCUUAAACUAAGUGUGAUAAAAUACACUUUGAUAACUUAUCUUAAACUAAGUGUGAUAAAAUACACUUUGAUAACUUAUCUUAAACUAAGUGUGAUAAAAUACACUUUGAUAACUUAUCUUAAACUAAGUGUGAUAAAAUACACUUUGAUAACUUAUCUUAAACUAAGUGUGAUAAAAUACACUUUGAUAACUUAUCUUAAACUAAGUGUGAUAAAAUACACUUUGAUAACUUAUCUUAAACUAAGUGUGAUAAAAUACACUUUGAUAACUUAUCUUAAACUAAGUGUGAUAAAAUACACUUUGAUAACUUAUCUUAAACUAAGUGUGAUAAAAUACACUUUGAUAACUUAUCUUAAACUAAGUGUGAUAAAAUACACUUUGAUAACUUAUCUUAAACUAAGUGUGAUAAAAUACACUUUGAUAACUUAUCUUAAACUAAGUGUGAUAAAAUACACUUUGAUAACUUAUCUUAAACUAAGUGUGAUAAAAUACACUUUGAUAACUUAUCUUAAACUAAGUGUGAUAAAAUACACUUUGAUAACUUAUCUUAAACUAAGUGUGAUAAAAUACACUUUGAUAACUUAUCUUAAACUAAGUGUGAUAAAAUACACUUUGAUAACUUAUCUUAAACUAAGUGUGAUAAAAUACACUUUGAUAACUUAUCUUAAACUAAGUGUGAUAAAAUACACUUUGAUAACUUAUCUUAAACUAAGUGUGAUAAAAUACACUUUGAUAACUUAUCUUAAACUAAGUGUGAUAAAAUACACUUUGAUAACUUAUCUUAAACAAAGUGUGAUAAAAUACACUUUGAUAACUUAUCUUAAACUAAGUGUGAUAAAAUACACUUUGAUAACUUAUCUUAAACUAAGUGUGAUAAAAUACACUUUGAUAACUUAUCUGAAACAAAAUAGGAUACAGUAAACCAUUACACGUCACGGGAGAAGAAAAGUUUGUCUUUCUAACAAUUAUACAUCUUGAUGCUAAACAAUAUCUGAUAGAUUUAUUUGUAGUGCGCCAAUCUAUGCCUUCCCACAGGUACAUCAAGUGUACACACCUUUGCCAUGCGGCACGCGCCUGAGAGCCUUAUGUCAACUGAACAAGUUAUAUAACGGUGAGUGACGCCAUGUUGGAACGUAGCAGAAAUUUACUUCAACAAAUUACGUCUUCUCCCUUUCGACGAAUUUUUUUUUUUUCCAUGUUGUCUUUUCAUGAGCAUUUACCACUUCGAUCUGUAUGCUACAGUGUCAGAGACGCCGCCUCCUGAAUGGAAGAUCACAGCGAAUCGGUCAGGUGUCGUGGUGAUCGACAAUGAGAUCCAAGCCCCUUCAAGACUAGUACGUCAGUUUGGCAGCGUGACAAACAAUGUCUCCGUUGAGUGCGUGACUACCAUAGGACCAGUAAGCUCGUUUGGGUGUAUUUAUUAUUUUCACUUUUUAAAAAAAGAAUGUAACUUUAGGAGUGUUUAUUGAUGAUAAAAUACGUUAUUAUGGCCGGUGAUUAUAACCAGCGAGUGUGACCUCCUUUAUACCUAUUGUUCUAGAAAAUAUAAUGUAUAUAAAUUGAAGGAAAAUGAAUAUUUCUAUAAUAAUAAUAAUAAUGCUUGCAGUGAAACUGAUCAACACCAUUAAAACACAUUGUGCUUAGCUUGUCACCAAGAAUAUUAAAGUUCUUUUGGAAGCAUCUUUAAAAACAAAAUCUGAAUAGCACAUUUUAUAGUUUGGCUUUGUUUUUAAUUCAUUUUCUUUUUUUAAAAUUAUUGAUACAUUAAUUAAAUUUCUACGAGAAAGAGAAAAAAAUGAAGUCUUCUAAUGAUAAAAUACAAAUUCUGCAAAAAUUUACUGACGGGUGGUACCUACAAACUUAACAUCUAGCUACAUUCAGUCGUCAUAUGUCGUCCAGUUCUAAUGAAACAUUCAGCAAAUGUCUGUGCUAUCGCUUUGGCAUAGUACAUAGGCGCUGUCUGUAGUUUCCUGUUACUAAUCGGCAUAUAUUUAUAUUCUUUCGUAGUGAUUCGGUACGGGAUUAACUCGCUUUCCUGGGGCUGACGGUCCUAUGCAUGAAAUAGAUUCGCUUCCCCCAGGGGCUGAUUGUUCUAUACCGGACAUAGAUUCCUUUUCCCGGGACUGGUCAUCUUAUUCCUGACUUAGAUUCGUUUUCCGCGGACCUGGCCCGAGAAGAGAGAUUUAUCACCGUCUCAAUUCUUCGAUGGAGAUAAGAUUUAGGCAAGAAAGCUAGAUGAAUCACCCACUAUUGGGUUUGUCCUGGAUAAAAAGUGUCUCCUUGUUGACUGAUAGGCCAGUUGUCUUUAGGCAACCUGUUUCAUAAAAGAGCCUCGUUUUGCUAUUUCAUAAAGGAGAAUACAGACAUUAUUCUUGCAUUGGCGUGGAUGUUCUGGAUGGAUGAUCUUCUGUGGGAUGCCAACAUUGCCAACACUUGAUUUGCCUUGACAUCCUUAAUAUCCUGUUCACAUUCAUCAUCUGAUCACUUGGUACUUAAAAUAUAUCACAUUUUCCAGUAGGAUGUUGUUCAUAUUGACUGUGUCCUACACUAUGUUUACAUCUUACAGUAGGAUGUUGUUCACACUGUGUCCUCCACUAUAGCAUAUUUAACUGUUCUGCAUUUAAUAUGUUUUUCAUUUAAAUUCAAAAUUUCAGUAAAUCUUCUCUGUAAAACUCGCCAUUUCAAAAUGCAACCUUCUUUGGGUAUUCCCUAUUACGUCAAAAUAUGUUGGAUUAAUUUUAAGUCAUUACCUCUUGGAACCACUCUGGUAUAAACAGAUAUUUAAUUGUACACCCAGUAAUCAUCUAUUAUAAAAAAGACAUAUUUUUUGGUACAGCCGAUCAACAUCUGGUAUGACAAGUCAUUUCUUAGUACAGCGAGUCAUCUUCUGACAUAGAAAGUCAUUUCUUAAUAGUACAGCAUGUCAUUAUCUUUCAAAACAAGUCAUUUUAUUUUCACAGCUAGUCCUCGUAUGUUUCAACAAGUCAAUUAUUUAUACUCCAACAAUCAUCUCUGGUAUAAUAAGGUAUAUAAUGGUACGGCCAGUAUGUCAUCUGAUACAAGUCAUUUCUGGGUAGACAGUCAGUCUUUUAUGACGUUUUAAAACACCCAUAUCUAAUACAUUUUAUGAAAACGUUGUGAAAAGUAAUUUAGUUUAAACAUUUACCUAAACAUUUCUGUUGUUAUCAAUUUCUUGAAAACACUCUGGUCACUAAGAAUGCAUAGUUUCAGUUUGCAUUCAAGGGAAAAUCGAGUUAUUAUUGCCUUGAUAAAAACUCAGUUUUCCCUCCCCCCCCCCUUUUUCUCCCUUUGACCAGCUUCAGGCAGUGACGCUCUACAGGAAUGGGAUUCCAUUUAUGUCUCAGGACGGUAUGCCUCACACGGUGGGCCACUAUUUAAAUUUGACAGUACAAGGAGUAGGUACCAACUUGUAUCCUAAUCAAAUUUUUCGCAAUGAAGAGGGUACUUUGAUAAAUGAAGCGGGCAAUAUUAUUUUAUUUUCAAAAGGUCUAUUUUCAUAAACAAAUGUAAAUGAUUUAUAAAACUAUAUAUAUAUAUAUAUUACUAUAUAUUAUAUAUAUAUAUAUGUAUAUUGAGAAUUUAAAAAAAAAUAUUAUGCUUUGCUGUAUUAAAUAAUAUUAAGACUUUUCAAGAAUGAAUACACACUGGCUUUUCUGUUUCAAAGGUUUCUGACAUCGAUCUCAACCAAUACUUUCACUGUGAGGUCAAUAAUCUAAAAAACGCCUCCACACUACAAUCAGACUUUGUCUUUCUACGCCUUACAGGUUAGUCUGCUAUGAAUUUAGGCGUUUAAACAUUUAUUGAUGGCAUUUUAAAAAAAAAUCUGAUACAUUGCAUUGCUGGCAAAAUGUUGAAACGGGGCUGCUGAAAAUGACCAUGACACUAAUUUGUUGCAAAUAGUAGAACAAGGAAGGAAUGUCCAGGCUGGAAUCGACAGACCUGAUAAUAAAAGAAGAAAAAUUUCAUCUAAGAGCGUUCCUCAGCAGACAAGACAAAUAAAAAAAAUAAGACAACAAAUAGAAACGCGUUAACAAACUUAAGUGUUCGCCAUUUUAUUUACGGAUGUUGGAUUUUCCUAAACGAAGAUUAGAGGACGUAAAAGAAUUUAUUACUAGGGAAAAUACAAUCACAACGGGGAAAAAUAACUAUUUUGGAGAUAUGUAAAAUAUAUUUAAGAAUAAAAGAAAUUCAGAUAAGUUCAGGAAAUCUAGUUGGAAAGUAUUUAAUUAAUUCCAGAUGGUGAUAUUGUGCCGAAAAGAUGAAUAAGUUGUUUUCCUAUCUAACUCUCGCUGGUCUGUAGCUACAGGAAAUCAGUGCUGUGUUGCAUACAAAAGUCACUUUUAAGUUUAUCUCCAUUGAAAUUUGGGUGUCAUAGCCUAAAUUUAGUAGUUGAUAACAGUGCAAGGAGUUGCCUGGAAUCCAUUUCCUUUCUUUUUUUUUCUUUUGUGGUACUUUUCAGCUCAUAUAUGUUUUCUUUUCUGCCUUUCCAUUACGUCGGCAUGUUUUGAAAAAAAAAAAAAAAAAAAUUUUUUUUUUUUGAAGUCUUUACGCCAGAAUAGAUGGGAGUGUAGAAUAAAACGUAUUUAGAGCCAUUAAAAAAAAAUUACGGAAAUUCGGCAAGCUCUUAAUGAACCUGAAGUAUAUACUUGUGACUGAUCGUGUAGUGUUACAUGAAGCAGAAACACUUGUAUCACAAAUAAAAGAUUAUGAUUUUUUUUUUUAGUGAUGAUAAAUGGCUGGUAAGAUAUCUUAGGCAUGGUAACUGUUGUCAGCAAAACUAUGCAGGAAUACCUCUGUGGAACUAUCUGCUGCUGUUUCACUAAUGGUUAGUGUCACUGAUUAUUUAAUGGAUCAUCGAGGAAAUGGUUUUGGAAAUGCACCAGAGACAGCAAAAUAAGCUACAGAAUUAGAUGUAAUUUUUUUUAAAUAAAAGAAUAAGGAGAAGAGAAAGGGGUUAUUAGAAUAUGAUUAGUCUGACGAGGUUCCAAAUGCAGAUGGCAUAGAAAAAAAUCACUGGACCUUUUCUUAUCAGAGUAAUUUGAACAGGUGCAAAGUUUCUAUUAUCCAUGAGAAUUUUUCAAUGAUCUAAACAAUCUGCCAGACAAAGAUAAGCUCAAAGUAACAUGCCAAGUUUUGGAGAAUAAGUUAAGGUAUCAUAAAAAUAGCGAUAUAAAUUCUAAAACACUUAAAAGUUAUUGGAUUUCAUGCCUAACAUAUGUGUAACAUUAAGAAUAAGGAAUACGAUACCUAUUACUGUAGCAAUUGAAGAAAGAACAUAUAAACGAUAAUUCAUGUCUCAAACCAGAACGAAUUCUUUGGCGAUUUUGUCUCUAGAAAAAAGAUAUUGCUAAGAAUCUAAAUAUAGGCAGUGCUAUUAAACGAUUUGCUGAUCUAAAGGGUAGAAAAUCGUGAAGUGUAUAAUAAUUGAUCAUAGUGUCCACAUACAAGUUAAGAAAAACUUUAUUAUUCCUCAUAAUUUGCUUUUUAAAAAAAAGCCUACAUAAUAAUCUCCUUAGCUAACCCUUAAUUUUUUUUCUUGCACAGUUGUGUUUGAUUAUACUUUUAAGGGACGCUUAAGUUAAGCUUUUCUGGGGCCCCAGCUACCCCGGGCUGGCCCUACUUAUAGCUCCUCCAAAGACGAGCAAGCCACAUGAAGCUGCAAUUUGAAAAACUUUGAUAUCAAUAUCUCAAACCCAAUUACUUUACAGAUUUGAACUUUGGUAUAGAUUUUAAUGUGAAAAUUAGUAACCAUAAUCUGUCAAUAUUCGACAUUAUUUGAAGAACUGUGUUGAAGUCAAUCCAAAACCGUGCGUGUCAAACGGGUACGGGGGCUUUAGUUUAGGGGCGUACACCAAAUGUGUGAUCGAAUACGUCAGAGGCAAUCCUUCCGUGGAUGAUUUUAUGAAUGUAUAUUAAAAACUAUUGGGGGAGGGGGAUUAGAUAGUUUCAUUUUGCCCCAGGCAGCACAAGAUACACCUGAGAAUGAAGUAGUCAUUUUGAUGAACAAUUAUUGUCUUUAAAGAGAAGUAAAUCUUUCUCUAAAUAUGUUUUCAUUGUAGUUUGUAUGCGUGAAAAAUAGCUCGGUUGGCCUAUAUUAUAUACAAGAAAGAAAUAACGAAAACCCAAUAAUGUGAGAAGCGUAUAUAUAUGUAUAUAUUUAUAUAUAGAUAUAUAGAUAUAUAUGUUAUAUAUAUAUAUCUAUAUAUCUCUCUCUCUCUCUAUAUAUAUAUAUAUUUAUUUAUUUAUUUAGGCAUUUUUUUAUAUAGCACUUACCUUAAAGCUCUAAGCGCUUUACAAUUAUUAAAAAUAUAUAUAUAAUGUAAAUUGUCAGAAUUUUUUUUAAAUUCUUCUUUUUAAGGAUACAAUACAUCAAGAUUCGAAUCAAUUACAUUCAUUGAAAUUGGAUUAUAAAUGUUAAGACUUUGCAAAGAACAGGUGGAAAGUAACCCAUUAUGCCUUACACUAUUAUUUCCGUUAACACGCGGUCGUAUAUUCUUUUUAAUAAUAUUCCGUUCAUAAUUAAUUUCUUUUCAUGUAUUUGCGGCUAUUAAUUUAAAAUGUAAGUUCGCAGCUGAGUUGGAGACAAAGAGUUACAUCUCCGAUGUGCUAAGUAGAGGCUGGGGAAGUGGGGGGAGGGGGGCAGUGGUGAGUGAUGGAGACAUGUUGAUUUUGACAACAAUCUUCUUUUGCGGAAAAAGAACUUUCAUACUGUAAAGCGGAAUUUUGAAGGAAAAAAAACAUAAUAAGUUUUAACACACUAAAAAGAAAAAAAAAAUUCUUAAAUUUUCCUAUAAGUUUUUACGCAAAGAAAGUCUGUGAAGAAAAUGAUUUAAAAAAUUUGUAAAAAAAAACAACACAAAAUUCAGUUUUUCCUAGAUUUAAGUGGAAUUCUUUGGGAACAUAGAGUGCCUUACUACACGUCUUUAUUUUUUUUAUUUAAAUAUAUAAUAUUAUGUGCUUUUAAACUAUUUUUUAAAAAAACAACUAAAUAACGUUUCUACCUUGAUUCCAUUGGCCAUACGAACAGUUAAACAUAGAUUCGAUAGCGAUUUUUAUUAUAAUGAUAAAAAAUUAUUAGUACACAAACAUAUUUAUGAAAUUUAGGAAUACACUGUAUCCUGUAUGUAUUACAAGUUAACUCUUUUCUUGUAGCCACUUUGUUAAUGUUGUAUGCGUUACCUUAGCGACAAUUUACUGCACCAGAUAUUUCUUAUAAGAUGGGUUAGUUUAUCACCAAUUUACUGGACCAAAUAAUUGAUAAAGGAUAGGUUACCUCAUUAACAAUUUACAGCACCAGAUAUUUCUUAUAAGAUGGGUUAGUUUAUCACCAAUUUACUGGACCAAAUAAUUGAUAAAGGAUAGGUUACCUCAUUAACAAUUUACAGCACCGGAUAUUUGGUAUAUCUUGGGUUUUCUUAUCACCAAUUGUCUUCACACGAUAUUUCUUAUAAGGUGGGUCAUCUUAUCAUCAAUUCGCUGAUCCAGAUGUUUGUCUUUUCUUCCCAGAUUACGAGAUCUAUUCCCUGCACAUUGACCUGGCGCCCAAUGAAAAGGCGGAAAGACUUGCCUUACUCAUGCUCGAGGCUUCAUUACUAAAUAAAUGGGCUCCUCAAACCUUUGAUGCCAGUGGCAGAAAUCUUUCACUUAAUUCAACUAUAGCCCCACCUGCUAUACGCUCUUUAUCGAAUGGGUCAUCACUGGUUGACCUUCAGAUCAGCCUGGACAGUGUUGUAAGGUCCUUGCAGGACUGGCGGAUAAAACCCAUGCUCUUUACGUACGUCCUUUUGUACAAGUGUAGUCUUAGCUUUAUUCGUUAGAUUUAUUUAACAUUGCUCGUUAUUUUCACCAAACAUCGUUUGUUAGCUUCCCUAAACAUUGUUUGUUAGCUUCCCUUAACAUUGUUUGUUAGCUUCCCUUAAAAUUGUUUGUUUGUAUUAUAGUAUAACUUAUAUAUUUAAAUAUUAUUUUCAUUUUAUGUUGGAGCUAUUUUUAGCCACCACCAUCUUUCUCCCCUUGUAUGGCCUUGACAUUAACGUUGCCGAUUCAUUUUGCUGUGACACUCCUUUACCCACCCCUCCCAGGAUUAGAAAAAAGCUUGUUUAAAUUCGAUUGCGCUCCAUUUGUUCUUAAGAAUGCCAUCAGAUGAGGCAAUUUCUAGAAUUCUUUACUAGGACUUUCUGAUUGCAUCCCAAAGAUAUAGGCCUCAGAUCUCUUCACAGAAACAAAGUGAGAGAGCGCGAAAGACAAAUGGUUGCCAUAUUUCCUAAUGUACGCACGACGUCAUAUAAUGGAGUGUGUAAAUUAAUUUUUCUAUUUUGGAGCAGUACCAUUUAGCCGUGUUCAAAGAACAUAGCAGAAUAUUUAUAAGCAUUGAUAUGAAAUAAGGGCUUUUCAUUAUUUCGUUUGAACAACUAACAUAACAUAUUUGAAUUUAAAGGAACAUAUAUUAUUUGACAUCAACUUAUAUAAUCACAUAACGUGCAUAUCAAUUUUUAAAAAUUGGGUCAUUAUCAACUUUUUUGGAUCAAUUAAAAAUGGCAAAUCUUGAUCCUAAAUUUGUUUAAAAAAAGUUAUUCACUCAAGAUUUCUGUGUUGUAUUUUUAUUUACACAUUCGCAAUAGGAUAUCCCCAAAUGAUGACAGAAAGAGUCUUGUGGCGUAUUUUUACCAGAGCGUUUCUGAAACACACACCAUAGAUGAUAUGAACCAGACAGUGUUUGAACUCGCAUCUGAAAACAUAACGGAACUUUUCCUAAAGGUAUUACUGGAACAAUCGCAUCAGUGAAACAACUCUCUGAUGUCGAUAUUUUAGCAAGUGCACGUGAAUCCUAAGGUGUAGCUCUUUCGAAUCCCUGCUUCUUUGCCAAACUGUUAUCUCUACAUCUUCUGUGUGAUGGUUAUAUAAUCCGCUUCUUGAUUUUUAGUACACUCCUCUUUGGUGUGAUGUCAAUACCAUCCGCUUCUGUGUGAUGUCAAUACCAUCCGCUACUGUGUGAUGUCAAUACCAUCCGCUACUGUGUGAUGUCAAUACCAUCCGCUUCUGUGUGAUAUUAAUAUCAUCCGCUUCUUUGUGAUGUCAAUACCAUCCGCUUCUGUGUGAUGUCAAUACCAUCCGCUUCUGUGUGAUGUUAAUACCAUCCGCUUCUGUGUGAUGUUAAUGCCAUGCUUUGUUGGGGAACGUUGGUACCAUCCUCUUCUGUGGGAUUUUCGCACAAUUCUCAUCUGGUCGAUGUCAGCACCAUCCUCUAAUGGGUGAUGUUAUUACAUCUUCAUCUGUGGGAUGUUAGUAAAUCCCCUUCUGAGGGAUAUUAGUACCAUCUUCUUCUGGUGGAUGUUCGAACCCUAAUAUUCUGUGGGAUGUUAGUACCAUACCCUUCUUUCAGUAGAAGACCCUGCAUUUGCCCAUUGUGUCAUUUCAUCUAUAAUGUAACCUGAUACUGCUGUCGUCUCCUGAAUCCUGAUAUAUCGGUCGUCUCCUGUAGCCUGAUACAGCUGUCGACUCAUGUAGCCUGAUACAGCUGGUGUCUCCGUAGUCUGAUAUAGCUGUCGUCUCCUGCAGCCUAAUACAGAUGGCCCUUGUCCCGUUGUUAAUACCCUGUCGGUCUUCCUCUGCUCAAUUACUUACAUCACGUCUAAUGUCUCUCUGUGAUGAAGCCUAGAUUUUGUAUUUUCCGUAUUUCUGUUGCCGAUCUUUACAAUAACUAUUUCCUAUUUGCAUCAAUGAUUAUGUACUAGCUCUUUUAAAACUUACGAAUAACUCCAGAGCCCCGAUGAACUACCUCAAUUCAAUGUGACGUCUGUUCAAGUGCGUAGCAUUGACUGGUGCUGGGCUGUAACGAUGUCAGACAAUAUUACCAGCGACCAAUACGACCUCCCCAAGUCUACCAUGGGGACAAACUGGAGGAGUCAAAAUUUAUGUGCUCGGGGUAAUGUUAACAAAAGGUUACCUCUACAAUUCUAUCGCAUUCACAAUACUUCCUUUUAAAACUAUAAAAGAAAACGUCUUUUAAAUAAAAAUAAAAGAUAAAAAAAUAUGGUAUAUCUCUUACAAUAAUAAAAUCAUUUUACACGAUGUCAUGUUCAUACCAUAUCCAUACAGACAGUCAGCCACUGGUGACCGUUAAAUGUGAGGGAGAUAAGAUCAUUGGACUAUACUGGAGCCAAUUACACGUGAACGCGCUCUGUGACUACUCAGCUAAUAAAUCUGGGAGAACUAACGCCACACAAGAUUUACAGGCCCUAGCACAGGUUGGAUUCCUUUUUUUUUUUUUGCAAUAACAUUUUACCAAAAGAUCUUACGUGAAUUGGUGAUAUGUUGCUGUAAGAAAUACGGCAACAACAUCGAUUAAUUUUAACGGUCAGGAGAGUUUUUUUUUAUUUAUUCAUAAAACAUUCUUUUAGGGCUAGUUUCUUUUUUUGUCUUUUAAUUCUUAACAGGGAAGCAUCAACUCGUCAAACAGUGAGGCCAUUGUGAACGACACAAUGCAAACCCUCCAGGGGAUGAACCUCAGCAGGGUUAUACCCGAAGAUGUCCGAUACCUCGCAGACAUUUUCCAGAAGCUCAGCAACAUCAGCGUUAAGACCCGGGCCACCGUCCAGGGGAUGCUGGACGUUGCUGCUUUCAUGAGGAACUUCCCGGGUCCCGUCUUAAGAGACGCCCAGAGUUUAGGGAAUGCGACCAACAGGUUCGUCCUCAGAUGGUAACACGUGUGUGUGUCUGUGUGUCCCCUUGGACUAACGGUUUUAACUCCAUUGAUUUGUUAAAUUUUCUGUUUGCUGUCGGGUUUCCUAACCUUUUUGGUGGCGCCGCUCCCACUUUUGAUUUCAAAUUAUUUACGAAAAACUCGGACGAUUUAAGGAAUAAUUUGUGAAUGCAAAUGAAACACAAAAAUAUUUUUGAGUGUUUCCUGCCAUCCCUGACAACUCCUACCACACCCCCAGGGGAUGCGGGCACCAACACAUCCAUUAAACGAUCUGCAUGGGAGUGCGCACAAGUCUUGUAAUGCCAUCGCACACAAAAAUAAGGUGCGCACACAAUAUUGUGUUAUGAAAAUAAUUAGAUUUUACUUUAUAUUUUUUGUGCAUUUUUAUAUAGAAUAGAUAUGGAAAGAGCAUAUAUAUAUAUAUAUAUAUGUAUAGAUAUGUAUAGAUAUAUUAUUAAUUAUCAAUUUAAAAUAAAAUUACUACUGCAAUGUGUACGAAAAAUGUUAACUCGUGAUACCCAUGGAAAGCCAUUUACACUCAAUACUGUUUACUAGGCAAUAUAAUCUUUAGAACUUGCAUGAUCACAGUACGCACAAAAAUGUGGACCAUCUCUAAAAUGUUUCACCACCUAAUUUUAUGCACAUAUAAAGUCUAAUAUAUUGGCGUCAACCUUGGGGGGCACCUCUUGUUAUAAGCCCCUGAUGUAUGUAAAUAACCAGUUAUAAAUACGGAACCUUUGACUUCUCCACAGAAAGAGGCACGAUUUAAAAAUUGUGCCUGUAUAUCGUCAGGGUUAAUAAUUAUUGAUUGUAAAUUCUGAAAUUCCACUUAGGUUGUCACCCCUUAUUUUGUUUGCAGUCACAUUUACGAAGAUAACGUUAAAUGGUUUGAAAUAUCCUCACAUCUGUACGAUUUAUUAUGUUGUCAUAAAUAAUAGACUUAAAUAUCCUCACAUCUGUACGAUUGAUUAUGUUGUCAUAAAUACUAGACUUAAAUAUCCUCACAUCUGUACGAUUGAUUAUGUUGUCAUAAAGAAUAGACUUAAAUAUCCUCACAUCUGUACGAUUGAUUAUGUUGUCAUAAAUAAUAGACUUAAAUAUCCUCACAUCUGUACGAUUGAUUAUGUUGUCAUAAAGAAUAGACUUAAAUCAACUAAAUUAAAAUUAUGUUUAAUUGGUCUUUCUUUUUUCUUUUUUUUUCUUUUUUCAUGUUUAGAAUUUUAAAGAGUCUGGAUCUAUCAGGAGGUCAGGUUGAAAUUGGGCCUGACGAAAAGUUCCGGCGAAUAAUUUCCGGUGGUCUCGGCCUGGAAGUCUGGAACCUUAGCCGUAUCAAUGACGAUACAUUAGUUGUGGGAAUUAAGGUAUGUGUUUUGUUGAGACAUAAACUACAAUCAGCGUGAUGUUACAUUCUCUUGUUUGUAAAAAAAAUGAAAUGUUUCGUCUAUGCGGGUCAAUCAGUUGUUACGAGCUUUAUUUUUUUUGUGUCUCCUCCAGUUGCUGUCUGAGAAUCUCACUUCAGAAAAUCUUCUCACACUUAACAAAACCAACCAGGUUGACUACGGGCAAACUGAAGUAGCCAUCCUGUUACAGACAGACUUAAUCAAGGUUAGUGAAUCAUAUUAUUAUUAAGUGUUCGGUUGAUUCUUCAUUUUUUAAAAAAAAAAUUGUAGUUUUUUUAAAUUAUGAUUUGCAUUCCAUUGACACACCAUCAGUUUUAUGGACAUUGACAUUUCAAUUCCUUGCACAGUAGGCGCUCCGCUCUAAAGCAGAUAUCGUUAUAAGGUAAUGCACAGUCGCGUGCUGGGAGGGGGUCAGUUUAGUAGCUCGAGUUAAUCCCAGGGUUGACAGGAACACCCUCAAUUAAAUUUAACGGAGAGCAAAGCUGUGUGCUGGGACUGAGCCUCAGGUCUUUUUCGUUCGUGCAUCAUGAGUGACCAGCACGCGAUUCGCCCCUCUUCCUUUUCUUGGCUGUCUAAUCCCUUAUAUAUAAAUUACGCUUCUGGUAGACUGCUUCCAUUUCUAGGUAGUUCCUGGCAAGCUGGUUGCUUCCUAUUUAGCGUAUUUGGUAUUGAGAUUAUAUUACAUAUAACAUAUAUAAGAAUGAGCUAGGCUGACCAUAAAAUCAAAGAAACGAAGCAAUUUGAAAACGUUUGGAUUCUUAAAAAUAAUGAUAGUUAUUCUCUUUAUAUUUUACGAAAAUCUAAAAAUUUAAAUGCACAAAAAAAUGCAAUAUAUUCGCUUUUAUUUUAGUAAAUGUUUAGGUAUUAUUAUUAUACAUUAAAAAUACGUUUAAAUACCAACAAACUGAACUAUUUUAUCCGAGUUUGAAAUUUAUGAAAAGAAAUUAAAUUAAGAAUUAUAAUGUAAGAUUUACUUAGUAAUCACAUUAAUUGAGAAAACCCAAACAUCUGUUGUUUUUAGUUCGUUGUUAGUGCGUUUUUGAAAUUGCGAAAUAAGAUAAAAAUUUCUUUGAUCUAAGUCAACAAGCAAAUGAUGUCAUAGCGUGAAUUGCCUAUCUUAGCCAAAGCUUUAAGUUUCUUUGAUUUAAUAACCACGGGUAAAAAAAAAACUGAUAAUUUAUUUUCCCUUUUUUCAAAAGUAAAAUUAAUAAAUAAAUUUGAUCGCUUUUUAAAUUGUUUAUAAGACGCACACAAAUUUAACUUUGAAUUGUUCACGUUAAAUAAGUUUUUACUUUUUAUUCAUUCCAAAAUUAUACUUUUCUUAAAUUUAUAAAGUAAUAAAAACUUAACCUUUAAAUACCCUUUUAAUAAGAAAAUAUGCUUCAAGUCAAUUAGUGCAGCAAAAUUCCAUAUCCAAAUAACAUUCACUAAUGCACUUGUCACUCAUCCAAAUAAGAACAAACCACGAGAGGUUCAAAAACUGUUGUGCCUGAGUACGUAGGGGGCUACAAACCUGUGGAUGAUUUUAUACAGUUUGAUGAAACUACUGGUGGGGUGGGGUGAGGGGGUCAAUAAUUUCUUUAGGCAGCACUAGAUGUGCCUCAGAAUAUUAGAAUGGAUUGAUAAAUAAUUAACUUUCUUAGGUACAUAUAUAUCGGGGGUAGGAAAUUGGUUUUGUACCUUUUUACAUGGAUGACAACAUCUUUAAAUACAAUGAUAUUACAGUUGUGAAAAGGAGAUGUUACAUUAUCUUUUUACAUAUAAACAUAUGUUUAUCAAUUCAGAAAAUAAAUGGCGUUAACAAAACGUAAGUAGAUUUACAUAAGUUACCCAUGAAAAUCAAAGCCCAAUAAUUUUACACAAGUGAAAUGUUAAUUUUGAAAAAUAGAGAUAGUUCAAAUAACAAAGCGAGCAAUUGUACCAGAAAGUAGUUCAUGUCACAACCGAUCUUUAACAUUCGUCAGCUGAUAUCAUGGGCGCCCGCAGGUAGAGGCAAUGUGGGGCACUUGCCUCCCCCUGGAUAGAUUCGAUAAGAAAAUUUUAGACAAAAAUAGACACAAAAUUUAUUAAAGUAAAGAGAAAAUAAAGAGAAAGUAACUAAGCUGAUGUCCUGUCCGUUCGUCCACCAUACAAAUACACUACAGUAAAUUAAAAGUAUAUUAAAACAUUACUAAAAAAUUUUUGCCCCCCCCCCCUGGAAAGUUAAUCGAUUUUUUUUGCCCCCCCCCUAGAAAGUUUUCUGCGGGCGCCAAUGGCUGAUAUCGAUACAGAGUGUGGUGUGAUCAGAUAGGCAUUAGCAAGUAGUCUACCAAUUUUGUGCAUUAUUAAAUAUCUUUAUUUCUUUUUUCUAAACUCUAAUAAUAAAAUAUGCAAUUACAUUUGGUUAAUUAUUGUAUUAAUCUUUAAAAGAUUUGGAUUUUUUUUCUAUUUUUUAAUCACGAUAAAAAUAUUUCAGUAACCGGUUUGAUCAAAUCAAGCAAAUCUCAUUCUUUCAACACCUUAAGUUUCAGGGCUAAUUAAUGAUGUCCUUAGCAUAAAGCAUUUAGUGAUGGAAUGGUUCGCCCCGACCAGAGCUUUUUUCUCGGUGCGGCCUUGCUUGACCGUCAAAAGUGAAACAUGUUUUUUUUUUCUUUUUGUGUAUGUUUCUUUUAAAAUUUGCUUUUUUUGUUUUUGUUUUUUUGUUUUGAUGUGUGUGUGUGUGUGUUUCUUUCUUGUUUUCUUUUUUUUUUUAAAUUUCUUAUUUCACUGUUAUCAUAGCAUGACUCGUUGAACAAUGUUUUAGGACACUGUGCGCAACUACACUGGCUCAAACAUCAGACUGGCCAUGAAUAUCUAAUGUUUUUUUUUUCUUUUUGUGUAUGUUUCUUUUAAAAUUUGCUUUUUUUGUUUUUGUUUUUUUGUUUUGAUGUGUGUGUGUGUGUGUUUCUUUCUUGUUUUCUUUUUUUUUUUAAAUUUCUUAUUGCACUGUUAUCAUAGCAUGACUCGUUGAACAAUGUUUCAGGACACUGUGCGCAACUACACUGGCUCAAACAUCAGACUGGCCAUGAAUAUCUACUCUGACACAACACUCUUCAACACUAGUGUACUAGAGACCAGCAUCAGCAAGCCAUCUCUCAAUAGCAGAAUCAUAGCCGCACAAGUAAGUGUGGAGUCCUUAGUGGACAGUGGCUGGCGUUACUGGUCCAACAUUAUAAACAUUUCCAGAAAUUUUUUUCUUAAAUAACCAACUUAUUGUUUACAAAUAUUUGGAGCAAGGUGUGUUUGAAGCUAUUCGAUUUAUCAAAACUAAGUAUAUGUUAAAUAAAUCAUUCGUUUUCAUACAUUUUUUGUUGUUGUUUUACAUAAUAUUUGGUUUGGUCAGUCAGCGACCGUCGCGCCGCGCAUGCGUAAUACGGUAACCGCAAUUUUGGUGUACUAGGCCCUCUUUUGGACUAAAAAAUAAUCAAGUUAAACAUCUCAAACCUUUGAUAUACAUUUUGAAUCAAUGUUACGAUGGAUAAGCUCCUAAAAGGAAUUAUAUAUGAACUCAUAAAGGUAAAGGGAACCUAAUUUUAGUCUCUUGUUCUCUUGGUUAAGUGUAGAAUGAUACAAAGCUACAUUCCGGUAUGUGCUAAAACGCAUUCAUGCAUUUAUAAAUGAGGGUCCCACCCUCUUAACUGUCCCAUUUUCAAAUUCGCUAAUCAAAAUUUUUUUUGGAGUUCAAGAUUUCCACUCCCCCACUCAGUUUCAAGCGUUCAAGUGACAGUUUCGGGCACCUUGUUAUCGACAUCAUGCUACAUGCACUGUAUACAAUGUGUUAACGAGACAUAUUUUGAAUUAAAUUUAUACAAUUUACAUCUGUGAUUCGCGUCACGGGUAGAUUGUAUUAUCAAAUGCUGCGAUGACAAGAAUUUAAAAAAAUUGUGUCCGUCAUUUAAUGAAACACAUUAUCUUUAUUAGGUGUAAUGGCAUGCGCCUCACGAGGAGUUAACUCACGAUCAAAGUUAACUCACGAUCAAAGUUAACUCACAAUGAAAAUUGACUCAUGAUCAAAGUUAACUCACGAUCAAAGCUAACUCACGAUCAAAGUGUCACAUGAUGUCAAUUCCUUUUGCCCCUCCUGGCUUAAGCAAAUAUAACUAGCGUUAAUUUAAGGUAUAGGCCUGUACACUUGUCAAAUUUCUUAUUGGAAAAGUUAAUUAAAGCUUCAUACUUAUAAUAAUAAUAAUUUAAAUGUCCAAGUCAUUCUCUUCUACAGCUGUUGGUCGAUGAUCAACCGAUCACCAACCUGAGCUCCAGCGCUGUCCAGAUUGUGUUUCUGCCAAUCAAGAAGGCGCCCAUACAUCUGAGACCUAAUCUGACGACUUGCGCCUUCUGGGACUUUGAGGCCGAGUCAGGCGCCGGUGGCUGGUCAAGCCAGGGGUGUGUGUACAACCAAACCAUUGACGGCACGGACGUUUGUGUUUGUGAUCACCUCACAAACUUUGCCGUCCUUAUGGUAGGCAUCUGUUUAUUUUAACCGUAACUAACCUAUGGUGUGGCCUUUUUUACAUCAACGGUAUCUCACCUGUUGGUGUGCCCUGUUUUAUAUCAACAAUAUACCACUUUUUGGUAUAUCACUUUUCUUAUUAUCCACCUGUUGGUGUGUCCACAGUUUGUCUCAUCCAUAAGUCACCUGUUGAUGUGUCCCCAUGUUUGCAUUAUCCAUUUGUAUCUGAUUGUUGAUCAGGUACAGCAUUAAUUCUUUACAAAUACAGGAAAUAAGGUCAUGAGACAGAGUGGUUUUAAUUUCAAAAUAGAAAAAUUAAAAAUUAAAAGGACAAUUUCUGAGGAGAUCCAUAAUAAAGUACAGGCUAGAAUGUUAUUACAUAAAUAACAACAAACCUAUAACUAUCAAUAACAGAUCUUUUAAAUGUAUAGUAUUACUUAAAUAUUCAUAGUAUUACUUGCAUUUUAUAACAAAAAUAGCACUAAUAGAUUUGAAUGAUAAAAGUGAAUUGCAUAGAUGAUUUUAAGUCAAAUAAUAAACCCGACAUGGUUACAAAAUGAGUAAACGAAUAGCCUUUAACGAUGUUUGAUUACUAAAGACAUUAUGAUGCGGGUUAACUGCAACGAUGUAAAGUAUAGACCUUAGUUGUACUCUGUCGCACACGCAGGGGCUAUCUGGGACAGAGGCCAAUGGCAUUAUGCUUAACUAUGAGAUUUCAUUUUUUAUAGGUCAUAUUUACCGGUGAUUUCAAAUUUAAAUAAUUUGCUUUGAUGUUGAGAAUGUAAAAAGAAAAAAUCGUAUUUUAAAUCUCUCCCAGAGUUUCUAUGAACAAGAGAGUCUGAACAACGAGCACGCGUUGGCAAUGACCAUCAUCUCGAUUGUGGGACUAAGCCUUUCUAUUGUAGGACUUUCAGCAACCAUUCUUUCAUUCCUGCUCAUCACGUAAGUCCUCUAAUUUCAAGACAUAGAAAAUGCCUAAAGGAAAUAUAAUAUUAAAUUCGUUCACUCUAUUUAAAUUACUUCAAAAAAUUAUUAACGCAAGAGUUGCAGUAAUAGUAUUUAGAUCACCGUUAUAAUGAAGUUUUUUAAAUUCAAAAAUAAAAUAUUUAUUGAUGUGUUCAUUUAUCGACUUUUAAAAAUAUUAGAACAUAUAUUUUUGCAUAUCUUUGCAGACGUUUGCGGCGAGGUCAACAUCAGCAGACACUGUUCCAGCUGUGCCUGGCACUCCUCAUGUCCUGGAUCGUGUUCCUGUCCGGAGUGACCCAGACAUCAUCCCACGCUGGAUGUAUUGUUGUGGCAGUUCUGCUCCACUACCUGAUCCUGUCAUCCUUCAUGUGGAUGUUGAUGGAGGCACUCUUGCAGUAUCUGCUCUUUGUCAAGGUCAUGAACACAUACGUCACCCACUACAUGUUGAAGACAUCCAUACCAGCAUGGGGUACGUUAGAACUCAAAACCAACAUGGCUUAGACAUUCGUCCCAUCAUAGGCUAGCAAAACAUACCAGCAUGGGGCACGUUUGAAAUCCAUACAAGAAUGUAGGAUGAUAGACAUCUAAUCCAGCAUGUGUUAGACAUUAUACAGUAUGUUUUACAUUAGACAUUUAUGAUAGAAUGGGUUGCCAUCAAGAAAAAGGAUGUUUUGCAUAUCCAUAGCAACAAGGGUUAAACAUCCAUGCCACCAUGGGAUACGAAAGACAUCCACGCCAGUAUGACGUAGACAUCAACACCAGAAUUGUUUAGACAUCAAUACCAACAUGGAUUAGACAUGAAUGCCCUUAAGGGGUACGAUGGACAUCCAUAUCUGCAGGAUUUUUAAAUCAAGACCAGCAUGUAUUGCGUUAGACAUGCAUACCAUAAUGGGAUAAGUCUGGUAUUUUUAACGGUUACAGGAAAUUUGAUCGAAAGAAAUUUCGUCGACGGUAAAGUGAUCGACAGUAAUUUGAUCGAACGGAAGUUUGGUCGAAUCUUUUUUUUCAGUUCACAUGUUAACAUUUUGCUUCAAACUUCUUUGUUAGCACACUAUACUAUAUUGUAAAACAAAAUAAUGCGUUUAAAAAGAAAUUUGAAGCAACAUUUUAACGUAAACACAGAAGAUUUUCAACCAACUUCCAAAUGUCCAGAGAGGAAAAGUCGUAUCUUUACUUUACACGUAGUCAUUAUGAGACUACCAUGUUAUGUAAAUCAAGGGUUUCUAUCAUAAUAAAGUUUGUUUAUCUGGAUAUUUAAAAUGAACUUAAAAAUUGAAGAUUCGAAGCUGCCUUAGCCAAUCCAUUUGUCUUAAAACAAAAAUGUUUUCUGCCGGUUUUCCCGGAAACAGAAUGAAGCCUGGCACUGCCGUUUUAUUAUUUUUUUAAUUUUUUUUUUUUUUUAAUUCUUUGUUUUAAAGUUAAAUGUUGAGUGUCACAUCCACAAUAAAUCAAGUAAGUUUUAAAAAGCUUAUAUUAACUUCACUUUUGUUUUUUGGGGUGCCUGGGUGGCGAAAUCGCUGCCUGGUAAAAAAUUCUCAGACUACUCAUUGACAAACGUCCCGUCAAGCUACAGAGCUUAAACGUGGCACACAGAUUUGUUGCCAUUGAGAACUCAUUCUGAAAAAUUUUACAGCCCCAGCACCAACCUCAAACCAACAAAAAUAUUUUUUUCAGGUUUUAUUUCUCUCAUAUUUUUCAAGGGAACAUGAAGUGAAAUUUUCAAUAAUUGCUCUAAGUUAAAUUGUUUUUUAGAGAAAUAUCGCAAAGAGCUUAGUACGAAACUUUUUUUUUUUUUUAAUUUGAUGAAAUAAAUUUUGCGGUGUAAAUGCAGGUGGGUCAUAAGCAGGGCCGGCUGGCCCUAACAAUUGCGUGGCCCUAUGUGAAACGGAUAGCGUGGGGCCCAAUCUGGGCAGGGUUAAGGAUAAUAAGUGAAAAAUUAAGAUUUGGUUGUAGAAAAUAAAGUGCGGGGCCCACUGCGGCCGCAUAGGUUGCAGUUCCCUAAGGCCGGCCCUGGUCAUAAGAAUAUUACUAUAGUUAGGGGGCGUAACAAAUGUGCGGUGUAAGUGCAGGUGGGUCAUAAGAAUAUUAGUUAGGGGGCGUAACAAAUGUGCGGUGUAAGUGCAGGUGGGUCAUAAGAAUAUUACUAUAGUUAGGGGGCGUAACAAAUGUGCGGUUGCAAGCCUUGAGUAGGAGGCGGGAACUAAUUUGGAUUCUUAUAAAGUGCGUUACUUUUUAACAUGUUUUUUUUUCUCCACGUAUUUCAGGCUCACCCCAUUGCCCUGUAUUACAUUUUUAUAAAGGAUCCAUACGACCCCAAACUUUUUUUUUAGGGUUUGUUUAAUUAAUCGUACUUUUAAGAAUUCUUACAUGACGGACACAUGUGAUUUCACUUUUGACUAUAAUCCUAUUAAAAUGUAACGAAUGUCUCGAUCUCACCCGCAGGUCUACCGGUCAUCCCAGUUGUAAUUGUCUUGAGUAUCGAUCCUGAUCUUUAUGAUGGUGGAGAGCUAUAGUAAGUUCAACAUUAUCUUACCAUUAAGGGUGUACAACGUUUUCUAUGGUUUGUGUUUGUCUCUUAAAACAUGGAAAUAUUUAUAUUAGGUAAUUAUUGUUCUUUGCUUUUUGCGACAAGGAGCAUUUUGGUAAAUGUUUUUUUUUUAAAUUCCUUUAUUAAUCAAAUUAUUAAUAUUUAGAAUAUAGUUAGUUAUUUUACAUCAAAUAUGGAAUAUCAUGGGAAAUUUUACCAUUAAAAAAAAUAUAAUAUAUAUAAUGCUCUGCAUGAACAGAAUUAAAUGCAUAGUGCCUUACUAAAAAAUAGUCAAAUCUAUAAACAGUAGAUGUAUAGAACAUUAAAAUGUAUGAAACAGUAAAAUCUAUUUAAAAGGUCUAAAUUGAAGAUACUCGUUGUAUCUCCUUUGAUGGCUAGGACAGUUUUAAUAAUCAUCGCUACACAUUGUUGUCUCACAUACUAUGCUCAAAGAACUUAAAACUAUUCAUUUUCAUUUAUAUGUGUCUGUUUAUCGCGUCCCAAAUAGUCACUUUCUCACAUUCUAAUUUGAAAAUUUGUGUUUAUUGCGUCCCAAUGUGUCACCUUCUCUCAUUCUAAUUUGUUUGUGUCUGUUUAUCUCCUCCCAAAUAGCCAUCUUGUCUCAUUCGAAUUUGUAUGUGUCUGCUUAUCUCGUCCCAAUUAGUCACUUUCUCUCAUUCUAAUCCCCAGCUGUUGGAUGUCGCUGCCUGCCUUCUACUACAGCUUUGUUAUCCCCGUUGGCCUGAUCGUCUUGACCAACAUCGUCGUUUACAUCAUGGUUGUGGUCAGCUUGUGCCGUCGGGAGGACAUGACCCAACACAGUUCAAGGAUCCAGAAUCAGAAUGUCGUUAACAUAAGGGCUUCGUUCGUUUGUUUUUUUGUCCUGGGUGAGUUGAGUUGAAACAGUGGUAUGAAUCUGGUCGUUGAAUAGUGGACAGUAAAUGUGGAUAGACCUAGCUGUCGAUGAGGAAUAACUUCAGCAGUAAAUAUGGAUGGACCAGCUGUCAAUGAGGGAUAACUUCAGCAGUAAAUGUGGAAUAUCUUCAACAGAAAAUCUGAAAUUAUUCUAGCAAAAAUUGUUGCAUAAAGACACAUAUCCCUUGAUUGACUCCAUGGUACUUCAGCCAGUUUUGACGCUCUCCGCCAGGCAUCACAACCUUAUGUCACAAUUUCGACACCCUCAUAAACGUCAUUUAUAGAUUUUCCCAGCUCUAGCAUUAAAAGAAUAGUAAGUUUAGCAUUAAAUUUGGGGAAAAGUUAGAAGUUAAUUUUAAAUAACAGUCAAAUUGGAAUAACUAUCAGCGAAUUUGGAAUAACGAAAGUUUACCUUAAAUAUAAUCGUCUGCCAAAUUAUAAUAAUAAGAUUGCCGAUUAUUUUAAGAAAUUAUUUUGAGACACUUUCGAUAGCUUCAUUUUAGACAAACAAUUUGACGUCUCACAUAUAGAAAAUGAAAGAUAAAUAUUUAUUAAAAUUAGUUAUUUUUCAAUAUAUAACAUAAUUUUAUUUUGAUUUUUUUUAACCCUUACCUUUCACCGUUGUCUGUUCUUGUUAGGAGAUACUCUGCUUUCCCAGGCGAGCAAUUUAUAAUGAUACAAAUAUUUUUUUUUUAAAUUUAACCGUAUGCUGUUAUGACUCGGGACCUUAAAUUCAACAAUCCUGUAUUGGUGUCUUGAACUUCAACCGAUUGUCUUAAACACGGAACUAUUGCGUCGCAACACCGUUUUAAUUUUUUCUCUUACCGUUUCAGGUCUGUCCUGGAUCUUUGGCUUCCUGGCCCUAGGCGACGCCCGCGUUGUUUUCCAGUACAUAUUUUGUAUAUCUGCGUCACUGCAGGGAUUCGUCAUCUUUGCCAUGAUGACUGCACGGGAUAAAAAUGUCCGUGCUUUCUGGCUGUCAAAGCUUUCCAUGAUUUGUUUUCACUUCCCAUACCGUACCAAGGACGGCAAGGACACAGCACGGGGUGAGUUACACAUUUAUACCAAAGACAGGCGGAGGACAAAAAAAGGGGGUGGGUGAGGGAACAUAUUUUUAGGCCGCUGCUUUCGGUCCACUUUCUUUACGUCGUAUAACUUAUUUUCAUGUGUAUUAUUUACCUUUUGGGAGUUUUGGUUGUUAUUAGGUGCGCCAAAAAGUCUAGUGACUCCAAUCCUUCUUAAACGUUGUGAUACUAAUAUUUCAAUUUAUUCGUAAAGAUUAACACUAACUGUAACAUUCCCAUUGUAUCACAUAUUUGCCAUGACGAUCUAGAGGGUAAAAUUCACUUGGUCAUUGCUAACAAGGAGGACUUGAGCCAUUUGUUAUAAUUCCAUUUAUUUACGAGGAGAGAGAAAAGAACGUACUUUACCCUUUAAAUUUUUUUUUCUGUAAAGUAACUGGCAAUGGUAAAUGUGUAUGCGCGGUACUCACCUGGGUUGUUGUUUGUUUAUGUAUGCGCGGUACUCAUCUGAGUUGUUGUUUGUUUAUCUGAGAGCUGUCAUACUUUACAGUGUUAAAUAAGCUUUGGUGAACCAUCCGCCUGAUCAGUUUUCUCCCUUUACUGUACAUAUCUACGUUUUGUAUCCUCAGAAAAAAGAAUUGCCACAAAGUCUGCAGCUCGGAAAUUGGGUGCUUUCUACAGUGAUAAGUCAGAGUCGAAUGACUUAAGCCUUGAUAGCACCACCUCUACAGUUCUCAGUAACACAUCACAGAGGCAGUUACAGCAGCAAACAUACAGUUCUCAGUAUCACACCACAGAGGCAGUUACAGCAGAAAACAUACAGAGCUCAGUUACACACCAAACAAAAAGUGACAGCAGCAAACCUACAGUUUUUAAUAACACACCACAGAGACACAGACAGCAAAAAAAAACAUACAUUUCUAGUAACAAACCACAGAGGCAGUGACAACAAACCUGGUGUUCUCAGUGUCACACCACAGAGGCAGUUAUAGCAGCAAAAAUAGAGUUCUCAGUAACACAUCACAGAAUCAAUGACAGAAACAAAAAUGCAGUUCUCAAUAACACAUCACAGAAUCAAUGACAGAAACAAAAAUGCAGUUCUCAUUAACACAUCACAGAAUCAAUGACAGCAGCAAAAAUACAGUUCUCAGUAACACACCACAUAUACUGUGAUAGCAACAAACAUAUAGUUCUUUGUAACACACCACAGAGUCAGUGACAGCAACAAAACUACAAUUCCCAGUAAAAAUCCGAGGUUGUAGAGUUUAAAAUAAGCACGGACAUCACAGAAUAAUUAUUGUAUCUUUCUUUGACACUAAGGUUUUAAUUCCAAUAUCUUAAUUUUUUAAUAAUUCGUGUAAAUAUCCAUAAUAGAAGUCUACUUUCGGACCGCCAUGUUAAAUAUUUUGGCCUGCCGGAUGUACCCAAAUAAUAAUUAUUUUUAAAAAAUUAAAUUAGCGAUUAUUUAAAUUAUUUUGCAUAAAAUAUAUUUUAAAUAUAUAUGCAGCACUUUUUUGAGACAGUAUCCACCUAGUGGAUAGGGAAAUGGGUGUUCUUUAUUUCUUUAGUGUAAUGGCAGUAUUUUCGGCUAAUCGCAGAGGUUUUUCGUAGAAAGGGGAAGCAAAAAUCUUUGACCUGCCCGGGUGGAACUAAUCAUAGCUAAGCCAAUGUAUGCGCCAUUUUGAUGUACCUACCCUUUCUUAAGGCUAUUUUUUUUUUAAUUGAUUCAAAUUUGCAAUCUCAAAUUCUUAAGUAAAAAUUACAAAAUAUUAUUACUGUUUAGGGACUACGGAAAAUAAAGGAUUCAUAUCAAUCAAGUUAGGUAAUGAAAAACUUCAUUUCCACUAGAGUUUCUUGAGUUCUUUUCUGAUUAUGAUGUUUUAGAAUAGCUAAAAACUAAAUUCAUCUAUGCGCCAAAAACGCAUACCUUCAUUUUUGAAUUUAUUAUGAAAAGAAAGUAGGGGGUGUUAAUACAUACGGAUAUGACAACAAAGAAGGUGCUGUAGUGAUAAACCUAUAUCUUAAAGAGGCGAACAGACAAUCAAAAAUCCACGAAUCGAUCAAGCGAAAUUCAAAUCCCCUGUCACAA